Molecule: messenger RNA, 1246 nt
Organism: Dioscorea cayenensis subsp. rotundata (Guinea yam)
Lineage: Eukaryota; Viridiplantae; Streptophyta; Magnoliopsida; Dioscoreales; Dioscoreaceae
Product: mannose-P-dolichol utilization defect 1 protein homolog 2
Exons: 8
Coding region: 204-917 (237 amino acids)
Source: RefSeq, a predicted model, not a curated record
UUCCUCUUCCCCCUUCUCCUUUUUCUUGCUUUCCGAGCGCCGAGCCCGCCAGUCCACUCCCAAGCCCUAGAUCUCCAUCUUCUCCCUCGUGGUCUCUACUGAGACCAAAGGCAAGCCGCCUGUCGAGCUCUUCCGGCACGGCAUCCAAAGUUUAGGUCAUCCACGAGGCUCGAAUCGAGCCCUUAUCGGCAAGGUAAGGGAAGAUGGAGAUGGAGAUCCUGGGGUUGAAUCUGACUUGCGUGAUGGGAUCGCUCACCGCCGGCCAGUUCCCGGAAAAGCAGUGUUUGCUGCCUCUCAUCUCCAAGAUCCUUGGCUACUGCAUCGUCGCUGCCUCCACCACUGUUAAGCUCCCCCAGAUACUUAAAAUUCUGAAGCACAGCAGCAUCAGGGGUCUUAGCCUUAUGGCAUUUGAGCUUGAAGUUGUUGGUUAUACGAUUGCUUUGUCUUAUUGCCUGCAUAAAGGUCUCCCAUUUUCUGCUUAUGGGGAACUUGCUUUUCUUCUAAUCCAAGCUAUAAUUCUUGUUGCCAUUAUGUAUUAUUAUUCUCAGCCAAUUGGGAUCACAAUAUGGAUCCGGGCCUUACUAUAUUGUGCUGUAGCACCUACAAUUUUAGCUGGUCAAAUAGACCCCAUUCUUUUUGAAGCACUUUAUGCAUCUCAACAUGCAAUAUUUUUCUUUGCAAGGGUUCCCCAAAUAUGGGAAAACUACAAAAACAAAAGCACAGGAGAGCUUAGCUUCUUGACAUGCUUGAUGAACUUUGCUGGUUCAAUGGUGAGAGUAUUUACUAGCAUCCAAGAACAGGCUCCCUUGAGUGUGACUUUGGGUUCUGUACUUGGCGUCCUGACGAAUGGAACGAUCGUGAGUCAGAUACUACUGUACCAAAAGCCGGCAGUGAAGAAAGAAAAGAAAGUUAAGUAAAUUAGGCAAUCAACUCAUUAAUUGUCUUUGGGAAAGCUUCACCAUGCACAGGUCAGUACUUCUGUUAAAGUCCAUCUCUUGUUAUCCAAAUAGAUCGCCUGAUAAAAAAUACUCCAUCGCAAUGGCCACUCCAUGAUAAUAUUGUGCUUUUUACUCUUUGAUUUUAUUAUUGAAAGUUGAAUUGUAACAAUCUCAUUUUCAUUAACUUGAUAGUGGUUACAUUCAGUGGAAAUUAUGUCAUGGUAGUAUUUGAUUUGCGAUGUUAUUGACAUGUUUUAGUGUGUUAUUCAGGAGACAGUUUACCAACAAAUAUUUGUCCUAUGUUUUCA